AAUCUGAAGAUCAAAAUUUAUAAUUUGCUAUAAUAUCAUAAAUCUCCAAUAAAGUCGAGUUUACAAAAUCAUGGUUUAUUUCUAAAAUCUAUAUCAAUCUCAAAAUGACUAGCUUUCUAACUCGUCACUUCUCGUGGUUUCCCCGUCCUCAAUUUCACUUCUUGAAAUGGUGGACAAGGAAAAACUAUGAGAUAAAAUAUCUCAGUAAGUAAAUAUGGAGUGCCCUUACUAAACUUAUAGCAUGCCAACAAGUGCAAUCACGAAAGACGGAUACAGUACGAGAACAAAAUGGACGUCUCCUCUAUAGUUCAUGGCCAGUGUAUAAUCCCCACUAGCAAGGUCACUAUUUGUUGGUGUAUAACCCCCACUAGCAGGGUUGAACGAACCGGCUCUAUCACUAACAUGUCGACAUGUGCUAGCGUAUAAUCCCCACUAGCAGAGUCACUAAUAACAUAACCACAUCGGAGACAAAACAGAUAGAAGUUAACAAAUAAAUCAUAAUUCACCAAUCACUUUCAAAUCAUCAGGACAAUCAAUUAAAUUUC
Molecule: messenger RNA, 545 nt
Organism: Rubroshorea leprosula
Lineage: Eukaryota; Viridiplantae; Streptophyta; Magnoliopsida; Malvales; Dipterocarpaceae
Source: the annotation of a GenBank genome assembly